Solanum dulcamara is the source of this 1549-nucleotide messenger RNA. Its product is annotated as trihelix transcription factor ASR3-like. The transcript is spliced from 2 exons. Bases 278 to 1321 code for a protein of 347 amino acids. Lineage: Eukaryota; Viridiplantae; Streptophyta; Magnoliopsida; Solanales; Solanaceae. The record is from RefSeq and is a predicted model, not a curated record.
UUUCAAGAUCUUUUGAUUUUUUUUUUGGAGAUAUAGCUAAGCUACAGAUUUCAAAGUGAAAGCUCUCAAUAAAGGCAACUAAUUUUUAAGAAAAGAUAUUGGUAAUUCACUUUUACUACUACACUAGUUGCUUCUCAUCAUUUCCAUUUGCAAAUUUCAAAACCACCCACAUGACACACGAAAUAAACCAAUAUGUUAAGAUAUAUACUCUCAUUUGACCUUGUCGUUUUCUUGAAGAAAAGACUCCCCUUUUUGCCUAAAAUUUGAUUUCUUUUGCAUGGAUAGGGUGGUGGGUAAUCAAAGUGGAGGAAGUAGUAGUAGCAUGUUGAGGGAGUAUAGGAAAGGGAAUUGGACAGUCCAAGAAACAAUGGUUCUUAUAGAAGCAAAGAAGAUGGAUGAUGAAAGGAGAAUGAAAAGACAAGGAGGGGAUGGUAAUACUAGUAGUGAAAGAGGGAAUAUUAUUAAUAAACCAGGAGAACUAAGAUGGAAAUGGGUGGAAGAUUAUUGCUGGAGAAAUGCGUGUUUGAGGAGUCAGAAUCAGUGUAAUGACAAGUGGGAUAAUCUCAUGAGGGAUUUCAAGAAAGUGAGGCAAUAUGAAAGAAGAAUGUCUGAGAAAUUAUUAUUAGCUCAAGGGGAUGACAAUAUUAAUCAAGAAAUAAAGUCUUAUUGGAAGAUGGAGAGGACUGAAAGGAAAGAAAAGAACUUGCCAACUAAUAUGUUGCCAGAAAUUUAUGAAGCAUUGGUUCAAGUUGUGGACAAAAGGGGUCAAAAAGUGCUUGUAGGAGCUAGUGCUUCUUUCAAUCCAAGCACAACUUCUUUGUCUCCCACAUUGCAACAACAAUCCAUUCAACUUCAGAUUGCAACUUUGUCACUCCCACCACCACCACCACCACUACCACCACUUGGACAACAACCACUUAAUCUUCCUUACACUCAACCUUUACCUACAAUGUGUGAUAGCUCAGAUCGUGAUAGAAGUGAGCAUUCAGAUUCAGGAGCAAAGAGGAGAAGAAAAGGAGAAGGAGGAGUAGGAGGAGAAGGGAGCGGCACUAGUGGUAAUAACAUAAACAACUUGCAAGAAGUUGGUUCUGCAAUCUUCAAAAGUGCUGCCAUUAUAGCAGAGACCAUUCAGGCAUCUGAAGAGAGAGAAGAGAGAAGGCACAGAGAAAUAUUGAACUUGCAUGAGAGAAGGCUGCAAAUUGAGGAAUCCAAAGCUGAGAUUAAUAGACAAGGCAUCAAUGGACUUGUUGAUUCUAUCAAUAAACUUGCCAAUUCAAUCCUUUCUUUAGCUGCUAACAACCAACCACCUCCACCUAAAUAGAAUUAUUCUUACCUUCAUUCAUCUACUAAAACACAUAUCCAGAGACCUAGAGACUAAUUAAUCACGAUAUAUUGCUUGUACAUAUAGCUGAUGAAGUAGUCAUUUAUCAUUAAUUAAUUCAUCAUGUAUCUUGUGGAUAAUUAAUAUUCCACGUAAUAUGUCUCUCUCGUGUGUAAUACCGAAUUAAAGGCUUGUUUGCAAUACUAUUCAUUAGUACUCUUUCUAUCA